This is a messenger RNA of Salvia hispanica, 480 nucleotides long. The record is from RefSeq and is a predicted model, not a curated record. NCBI's taxonomy places the organism in Eukaryota, Viridiplantae, Streptophyta, Magnoliopsida, Lamiales, Lamiaceae.
AUGUUAACAAUUGCAAGUCAUGAUCAACUGGAAAGCAAAGACGAAGCUCAUGAAGAAACGGGGUGGAAGCUGCUCCAUGGAGAUGUUUUCAGACCGCCUUUGAAUUUGGAAAUGGUUUGUGUCUGUGCAGGAUCUGGACUUCAGAUGCUUGGGACAACACUUGCAACAAUGAUCUUUGCGUUGCUAGGCUUCCUCUUCCAUUCCAACCUUGGGUUGCUCAUGACUGCCAUGGUUUUGCUAUGGCUUCUAAUGAGCUUCUUUGGUGGCUAUUCCUCUGCCCGUCUCCGCAGAAUGUUCAAGACCACAGAGUGGAAGAGGAGUGCCUUGAAAACAGCGCUCCUCCUUCCCGGUAUUCUUCUCUCAGUUUUCUUUGCAGUGAGCACUCUCAUUUGGGGUGAAAUAUUAUCUUCGGGUGUACCCUUUGGAACAAUGCUUGCACUUUCAAUCCUGUGGUUUGGAGUUUCUACUUUACUUCAAUGA